AUGCUAAACCUCUCAACACUCCAAACCUACCUCACACAGCUACUCUCGCCCACUGACACCAUUCACACUGCACUCCUUCUGACACCAGAGGGCGCAAUUGUCUCUUUUGCCUGUUCGUCUUCUCAAAUGAUGUGUUUACAGCGGUCGAAAGACGAGAUAUGGAUAUUGGCUGGGUUGAGCGCCGAGGUGUGGGCUGAGACAAGGAGUGAAGAAGGGGUUGAGAAGGGGAUGGGGAUGGCUGAGAGUGAGGUGAGUUGGAGUUCACGCAAACUUCUUGGACGAAUAGUUGUCGUUCCUGUGGAUGACGCUAGCCCGGAAUUACAAGAUGAAAGAGAACCGCUGCUAUUACUCGCUGUGAACGGUGGCGCGGAAGCUGAUUGGAAGACUAUGUGUGCAAAAGCUAAAAAACUAGGAGCGUACCUCGCGCCCUCUGUAAACAAACACCGCGGUGCUAUUGAAGCGUCUCCACUGAAUCAGACGCCAGCUAAGAGCCGGACGAGGAGUACGACUACAUCACCAGGGGGAGUUUUACGAUAG
Messenger RNA from Suillus subaureus, 537 nucleotides. RefSeq lists its product as uncharacterized. The coding region runs from base 1 to 537 and encodes 178 amino acids. NCBI's taxonomy places the organism in Eukaryota, Fungi, Basidiomycota, Agaricomycetes, Boletales, Suillaceae. The transcript has 4 exons. The record is from RefSeq and is a predicted model, not a curated record.